AUGGGUGCUCCGGCGCUGCGUGCCAUCCUCCUGGUGCUUUCAGCAUUCCUGCCUGUGACCCAGACUAUGAACCAGAGUUUUGCAGGUUCACACUCCAUGAAGUAUUUGGUAACCACGACCGCGUCUCAACCGGGUCUUCGAGAUUCCCAUGUCUUCAGUGUUGGCUAUGUGGACUACAUGCAGUUUAUGCGCUUUGACAGUGAUGGAGCUACUCAGAGGAUCCAGGUGCGGGGACCCUGGAUGAAGCAGAUGGGGCCUGAGUAUUUGGAGACUGAGAGACAGUUUGCAGUGAGGUAUUCACACAAUGCCCGAGAAAACUUGAGAUUCGCAAUCCAGGUCUAUAACCAGAGCGAAAAUGUCUCUCACACUUUCCAGUGUUUACUGGGUUGCGACCUGGGGCCAGACGGACGCCUCCUCCGUGGGUACUAUUCACAUGCUUUUGAUGGCCACGAUUAUAUCAGCCUGAACUCGGACCUGAGAACAUGGACUGUGGCAGAUAGGAUGGCUCAGAUCACCCAGCGACAGUGGGAGGCAGUUCAUGAAGCAGAGACCUUCAAUCACUUCUUGAAAGUCUUGUGUGUUCCGUGGCUACUGAGACACUUGGAGAUAGGGAAGGAGACUCUACAACGCUCAGGUAUCAGGGCCUGA
Molecule: messenger RNA, 648 nt
Organism: Arvicanthis niloticus (Nile rat)
Lineage: Eukaryota; Metazoa; Chordata; Mammalia; Rodentia; Muridae
Source: RefSeq, a predicted model, not a curated record